Indicator indicator is the source of this 546-nucleotide messenger RNA. It is a transcript of the gene HSPB2, whose product is annotated as heat shock protein family B (small) member 2. The transcript has 2 exons. The coding region runs from base 1 to 546 and encodes 181 amino acids. Gene Ontology annotation, biological process: response to heat; protein refolding. NCBI's taxonomy places the organism in Eukaryota, Metazoa, Chordata, Aves, Piciformes, Indicatoridae. Gene Ontology annotation, molecular function: protein folding chaperone; structural constituent of eye lens. The record is from RefSeq and is a predicted model, not a curated record.
AUGGCUGCACGGACUGUGCCCCACGCCUACCCCAUGAGUUUGGAGUAUGAGUUUGCCAACCCCAGCAAGAUCUAUGACCAGAACUUUGGAGAAGGUGUGUCCCCCUGUGAGAUUCUAGCCCCUGCGCUGUACCACGGCUACUACAUCCGGCCUCGGAUCAACAAGCAGCUGGAUCGAGGCACCUCGGAGGUCAGCCUCAACCACCACCGCUUCCAGGUGUUCCUGGACGUCUGCCACUUCCUGCCCGACGAGCUCAGCGUCCGCACUGUCGACAACCUGCUGGAGGUGGUGGGGCAGCACCCGCAGAAGGCUGACCGCCACGGCUUCAUCUCCAGAGAGUUCACCAGGACCUACAUCCUCCCGCUGGACGUCGACCCCCUGCGGGUCAAGGCCACCCUGUCCCACGACGGCAUCCUGAGCAUCGUGGCUCCCCGGACAGGGAAGGAGGUGAAGGCCAGAGUCAACGAGGUGAAGAUAACCCAAGAGGAGCGGCCAGUGGGGAAGGAAGAACAGUCUGAGGGAGGAAAAGGGAAGGAAGAAUCCUAA